AUCUUCACUAAAGCCGAAAAAUAGACUAUCGAUGACUGGAAGCGCGUUGUUUGGUCAGACGAGACCAAGGUCAACGUCUGGGAUUCCGAUGGCGUCAAGUACUGUUGGUCACGUCCUGGCGACCUUUUGAAACCCCAUCGUUUUGAUCUCUUCGUCAGACAUGACAAAUGUAGAAUGAUGAUAUGGGAGCACCUCACCUAUGAAUGACUCGGUUAUGGCUGCCAUAUUUUCGAUGGCACCAUGAAGAGGGAGGACUAUGUCCAUAUCUCGGCAGACUACUUUGCAGUGGGCUUUCCCCCUACUCCAGUCUUGCUUGGCUCCUACUGGACCAGGAAAAGUCUAUGGCCGCAUCCACCCUGUGUAUUCGAAGGCACAUUGCUACAUUUCGGGUUUCCUCCAACCUGGUCACCUGCCAUUGUGGCCCUUUUUUUCAAGGCGGCUAUUGCGCUUAACAUACAACGCCCACUUGGCAGGCCCCCAUACCACUCCAGUCUUGCCUUCUUAUGCUCUGCCGAUGGGGAAGCCAUGUCAGAAGUCGGGUCAGCUACGUAAACAAAUGUAUCACCUUCGAUUUGGCUUUUCCCUGACCCGAUUUGUGUGUUAUGCUGGGGUGCGACGGCCCAGGUGUACCGGGCCUAUAACGAUGAAGGCCAGAUGUUUACGGUAAUUAGUUGUACCAAACUACCGCAUAAAUCUGAUGAAGGAAUUCCCAACGGCACAUCACUCCCGUUGUCACACCGAAUGGAGGAUGGGUCACGCUCAGACGUUGUCUAUGUCCCCCGACUUCCCAUCAACAAUUCCUUGCCGCCUCUCCUGAUU
Molecule: messenger RNA, 819 nt
Organism: Radiomyces spectabilis
Lineage: Eukaryota; Fungi; Mucoromycota; Mucoromycetes; Mucorales; Radiomycetaceae
Exons: 1
Coding region: 257-667 (136 amino acids)
Source: RefSeq, a predicted model, not a curated record